UUUUUUUUUUUUUUUUGCAUAGGGCAAAGAUUCACAUAUUUUGCGUGGUGGGCGUGCAAAUAAAUGCAUAAUGCAUUUUUUUUCUGUACAUUAUACUCAGAAUCUUAAAAACUCAGCUGAAAGUGUUUAUCAAUAAAUUUCCUAAGCAGUGUUGAAAUGUUUACACUGCCCUGCUCCAAAAUGAGUCAGCUAAAUUCCACUUACUAUUUAAAGAGAUAGUGUUAACUAAAUUAGUACUGUUGUCUGAAGUAAGUUGCAAAUAUUGGUCAAGUUCCAUGCAAGCUUCAUUGGCUUGAAAUAUUUUCAAGCUUGAAAUAUGUCUUUUUGCUAACAGAAGGAAAGAUUACUAUCAUUUAAAUGGUUGGGGGAAUAAUUGUCAGGAUUCAGGCCACAUCAAAUUUGGUUAGUCCUCUUCCUUUGUAUAAGUUUGGUUAAAAGUGUUAAUACUUGUUCACACUUCAUGAUAACUCCCUGAAGAGUGUAUCCUAGUUUGUGCUGGUUGGAAAAAACAACAUGAAAUUUUAGGAAGUAACAAGCUCUAACUGAAAGUACUUUGCUAUAUGUACCUGAAAUGUUCAUAACUUGUAAGUCACCUCUAUUAUCAACAUUUAGGUAGUUAAAUGACAAUGACCAGAAUUAUUAGACACAGUCUCCCUUUGAUAAAAUGCCCAAAUAUGCUUUCUGUACAUUAAUACAUAAUUUAAGGUGACAUGGAAACCUUGCAGGUUUUUAAUUUUUUUUCUUAAAUAUUUAUGUUCUGUUAACUCAGCAAAUUUUACUAAAUUUAGCAAAACAUUACUGUAUUUGUAUUUUAAGAAGGCUUCUGGAAUAGCAAGGUUGCAUUAAGUUGUUUCUGGUAACCUAGCAUUAAAUAUUAACCAUUAUUAAAGAUUGUGUAUAUUGCUUUACUUUGCUAUCUUGAAAUUGAGCUUGAAAGGGUUCAUUAUUUUCUGGCAUGAGGAAGACAAACGCUUGUUACAAGUUUUAAUAGAGCUGUUGGUUGAGAAAUCUGUGGCUGAUAAUUUGUGCUUUGCAGGUUUCUAGGCACUGGCUUUAAAGUAUACUUAGACCCAGAUUUCACAUGUCAAAUGUAGAACAAAAGAAAUUUCCUAGGCAGCUGACCCCUGAAUUCUUAAAGAGCUUCACUUUUUGGUGCCAGGGUAAUAGGAAGAGCUAGAUGAUCUACCAGCUCUCUUUUCAGUGUCCUAUAAAGGAGUUGAAGCAUUUUAAAAGUACCUAUGCUCUGCCCUACAGCAGAAUUGAAUUAAUUAAAGGACCCAAUAUGUUCAGGUGGUGUAGGAAACCUUUAGAGCUGCAUCGCAUACACUACUAGCUUAAAGAACCACUAGUAGAUAUGAAGAGUCAGUAGUUAAUUAUGAUGAUUUGAAAUGAUUUGCCUAUAGUGUAGAACAAAAAGUGAUUUAAAGAUACCAGUUAGAAAAAUUGAUUUAAACAUAAUUCUGUGUUUAAAGAAUUAAACAAUGGAAGGGUGACCUUUUCAGGAAUUAAACAGUGACAGGUGAAAUUUUAAUGUUUAAUGAUAGAAUUUUUUUGUCCUAAAAAUGUCAAGUCAUGAUAGAUCAGUUUAUCAAGCUAAAACAGUUCCUUUCAUGUAUUUUGUUUUAUAAAGGCAACAAAACAUUCAUAAUUUAGCCUAUUUUAAAGAUUAAUAACACAAUUUAGGCCUUUGUUAGAAACAAAUGCAGUGUUUAGAGAUGACAAAGAUAAGUGAUGACUAUCGUACUAAUUUAGUGAUUGUGUGGUUUUGUUUUUUGUUUUCUUUUUUUUCUUUUACUAAAUUCUGGUUUCUAAAAUUUUUAUUUUGUUCUGUUUAUAGCAGAAAAAUGGCUCAGGAGACUAACCAGACCCCAGGGCCCAUGCUGUGUAGUACAGGAUGUGGCUUUUAUGGGAAUCCUAGGACAAAUGGAAUGUGUUCUGUUUGCUACAAAGAACAUCUUCAGAGGCAGCAGAAUAGUGGCAGAAUGAGCCCAAUGGGGACAGCUAGUGGUUCCAACAGUCCUACCUCAGAUUCUGCAUCUGUACAAAGAGCAGAUGCUAGUUUAAACAACUGUGAAGGUGCUGCUGGCAGCACAUCUGAAAAAUCAAGAAAUGUGCCUGUGGCUGCCUUGCCUGUAACUCAGCAAAUGACAGAAAUGAGCAUUUCAAGAGAGGACAAAGUAACUCCCCCGAAAACAGAGGUGUCAGAGCCAGUUGUCACUCAGCCCAGUCCUUCAGUUUCUCAGCCCAGUACUUCUCAAAGUGAAGAAAAAGCUCCUGAGUUGCCCAAACCAAAGAAGAACAGGUGUUUCAUGUGCAGAAAGAAAGUUGGCCUCACAGGGUUUGACUGCCGAUGUGGAAAUUUAUUUUGUGGACUUCACCGUUACUCUGACAAGCACAACUGUCCAUAUGAUUACAAAGCAGAAGCUGCAGCAAAAAUCAGAAAAGAGAAUCCAGUUGUUGUGGCUGAAAAAAUUCAGAGAAUAUAAAUUACUACUUGUGAAGAGACUGAUAAUUUGUUUUUAUUUUAAUAUACCGUAGGAAAACAUUAAAGAGCAGAUGCAUGGCCAUUUUCCUUUGAUGUUCUCCAGAGUUUUACUUUACACUUGUCUGUCUUAUAAUUGAUAUUUUAGGAUGUUUGGGUGUUCGUUACAGGCAGAAUUGGAUAGAUACAGCCCUACAAAAUGUAUAUGCCCUCCCCUGAAUAAAAUUGGAUGAAAAUCUGCACAGCAAAUUGAAAUACACAGAUAAUAAGGACAAAAUUUAGUUCCUUUGUGCCAAACAAAAUAAGUGAAAUACCUAUCUGCAUGUUUGCAGCAUAUCUGCCUUUGGGAAUGUAAUCAAGGUAUAAUCUUUGGCUAGUGUUAUGUGCCUGUAUUUUUUUAAAGAAAUGGUACACCAGAAAAGGACUGGCAGUCUACUUCUACCAUAGUUAAACUUCACCCUGUUAAUUUCCACAUGUUCUUUGGAAGCAGGAAGAAAGCUAUAAAAAGAAUCAGACCUUUCCAUGAAACCAGUGUUUGGUGCCAUAUGUAAGCCUGGUUAAUUGGUGUUCUAAAAACUGUCAAAUAAGACAUCCUGUGAAAGGUACACAUUGUUUAACUGGCUAAAGAGUAAAACGCAUCAAGCCAACAGGGUCUUGAGCUAUCUUUGAAGCUUAUUAUGCUGGCCUGCACCAGACGACGUCUGCAUUACUCUAUCAUUGCUAAAAAUGUUGUGUAGCACAGAACUGCACUAGGAUUAAUUUAUUUACAAGAAGAAAUUAAAACUCUACGUUUGGUUUUCACAUACAGCAGCUCUAUGGAGUAACAUGCAUCUGAAUUUUAAGUUGCAAAGGUAUCUGAAUAGUUAAUUUUUCAUGUGCAUAUUUUGUUGAAUGUUUUGGUUCAAGAAAGAAUGUUUAAAGCUUUUUUAAAGACUUCAGUUCUUAAUGUAACUGUACCCUUCUGCAUGGAAAAUCAUAACCAACAUGGCUGCAGUAGACUUCUUAGUGGUAUCCAGCACCACUUGCAGAGGGCUGCUUUAUAUUAAUUGUACUUGGGUGUAGGACUCUAGUGUUCUUGGGUGUAUUGCAUGGGCUGCAUUAUCUACAGCAUUGUACAAUAACAACUAGAAGAGGCAGUAUACUUCACUGAUGCUUGUCUGGUAAUAUCACUUCUGUGUUAUAAUGGAAGGUUUUCCGUGAUGUAUGAAACUUGUGUUUUUUAUAUAUAAAUGAGUACAGUUAGAUUAGUGUCGUGGUAAUGCCUGUUUUCAUCUGUAAAUAGUUAAGUAUGUACACGAGGCACUACUUCUGAUUUAUUGCAGUGUUCAGUCUUAGUUUUUACUUUUAUUCUUAAAGCACUCAAUUUUGCUUUCAAGUUUAUGUACCUUAGUUCUAAAGUUAGAUCUGCAGAUGUGUACAGAUAGUCCAUAUUUAUGUAUUGCACAUAAUCAUGCUAUUCAGCAUUGAUGCUAUAUUGUAUUAUGUAAAUAAUAAAAGCCAUGUACAGAGGGAGA
Odocoileus virginianus texanus is the source of this 3996-nucleotide messenger RNA. The record is from RefSeq and is a predicted model, not a curated record. Lineage: Eukaryota; Metazoa; Chordata; Mammalia; Artiodactyla; Cervidae.